This is a messenger RNA of Xiphophorus couchianus (Monterrey platyfish), 9570 nucleotides long. It is a transcript of the gene slc17a6b, whose product is annotated as solute carrier family 17 member 6b. The transcript has 12 exons. Gene Ontology annotation, cellular component: excitatory synapse; synaptic vesicle membrane. Gene Ontology annotation, biological process: regulation of synapse structure or activity; transmembrane transport; synaptic transmission, glutamatergic. NCBI's taxonomy places the organism in Eukaryota, Metazoa, Chordata, Actinopteri, Cyprinodontiformes, Poeciliidae. The record is from RefSeq and is a predicted model, not a curated record. Bases 606 to 2339 code for a protein of 577 amino acids. Gene Ontology annotation, molecular function: neurotransmitter transmembrane transporter activity; L-glutamate transmembrane transporter activity.
UAAGCAGCUGGCCAGCGGUCAGGCGCGGAGCUGCUGUCGCUGACCUCGGUGCUGAACACGACGUCAGAUGAACUUGCUCUCAUCACAGGAGACACCAUCCAGCCUCCCUCCCUCUUUGAUUUAAUGCUUCUGUUCCAACGCCCCAUUUUCUUAUUUGGCUUUUUAUAUUUAGCAGUUUUCUCAUGCGGUAGAUGAUCGCUCUGUUUGGUAUUUUUGUUGAACCCACACUGCUCUCUCCGUACGCUGCAGGCUCUCACUUUCGCUCGUCUUUGGCGGUGAUGGCACUUUGUGCGGCUACUGUACUCCAGGCGGGAGGAGAGCUGCUGGUGGAUGGAGGCGCGCACCUCGUUUGAAUUCCUCUCUUUGUCAAAAGGGGUUUUCGUCACGAGGUUUUGUCACAAUUGCGCUGAAAAUUAAACUCGCCUGCUGGAUCGUCGUCUCCCUGGGCUCAGACUCCCUCCACCUUCGUUUUGUCGCUUUCCUGCCGCUAGCCGCGGCAGUCGGCCAUCCUGCGCUGUAACAUGAUGCCGAGACAGUAAAAUUAUUAUUAUUAUUAUUAUUUAUUUAUUUUUUUUUAAAGAACAGUCAACACACAAAAACUGGACAUGGAGUCCAUGAAGACAGGGGUCAAGGACUUUGCAGGGAAGACCCUGGGUCAGAUACACAGGGUGAUAGAAAGGAGGCAGAAAACCGGGGAGGUGAUCGAGCUGACGGAGGAUGGGCGGCCUCGGGAGGCCGCGGAGAAAAAGCCCCCGCUGUGUGACUGCACGUGUUUCGGUUUGCCGCGCCGCUACAUCAUCGCCAUCAUGAGCGGCUUAGGCUUCUGCAUCUCCUUCGGCAUCCGAUGCAACCUGGGCGUGGCUAUCGUGAGCAUGGUCAAUAACAGCACCGUCCACCAGAACGGCAAGAUCAUCAUCAAGGAGAAAGCUAAGUUCAACUGGGACCCGGAGACAGUGGGAAUGAUCCAUGGAUCUUUUUUCUGGGGCUACAUUGUGACGCAAAUCCCGGGAGGAUACAUUUCCUCGAGGCUGGCAGCAAAUAGGGUAUUUGGUGCAGCUAUUGUCCUCACCUCCACUCUCAACAUGUUCAUCCCCUCUGCUGCUCGAGUCCACUACGGGUGUGUUAUUUUUGUCAGAAUAUUACAAGGACUCGUUGAGGGAGUGACUUAUCCAGCCUGUCAUGGCAUCUGGAGCAAGUGGGCUCCACCAUUAGAAAGGAGUCGCCUGGCUACCCUCUCAUUUUGUGGCUCUUAUGCUGGUGCUGUGGUAGCGAUGCCUCUGGCUGGAAUCCUGGUCCAGUACACUGGAUGGUCCUCAGUGUUUUAUGUCUAUGGAUGCUUCGGCAUUUUCUGGUACAUGUUCUGGAUCCUUGUGUCUUACGAGAGCCCUGCUGAUCACCCUUCCAUCACUGAUGAAGAGCGUGUCUACAUAGAGGAGAGCAUUGGAGAGAGUGCCAAGUUGAUGGGUCCAUCAGAGAAAUUCAAGACCCCUUGGAAGAAGUUCUUCACCUCUAUGCCUGUCUAUGCAAUCAUUGUGGCGAACUUCUGCAGGAGCUGGACCUUCUACCUGCUGCUCAUCAGUCAGCCUGCAUACUUUGAGGAAGUGUUUGGCUUUGAGAUAAGCAAGGUGGGCAUACUCUCUGCCCUCCCUCACUUGGUGAUGACCAUCAUUGUGCCCAUCGGCGGUCAGCUGGCCGACUACCUGCGCAGCAGGAACAUCUUGACAACAACCACUGUCAGGAAAAUAAUGAACUGUGGAGGAUUUGGCAUGGAGGCCACAUUGCUGCUGGUGGUGGGGUAUUCCCACAGCAAAGGGGUGGCAAUUUCCUUCCUUGUGCUGGCAGUGGGCUUCAGUGGAUUUGCCAUAUCAGGCUUUAAUGUGAACCAUCUGGACAUCGCUCCUCGUUAUGCCAGUAUCCUAAUGGGCAUAUCUAAUGGUGUUGGUACCUUGUCUGGGAUGGUGUGCCCUCUAAUUGUUGGUGCUAUGACAAAGAACAAGACUCGAGAAGAGUGGCAGUACGUAUUCCUGAUAGCCUCCAUGGUGCACUAUGGAGGAGUUGUCUUCUAUGGGAUCUUUGCCUCUGGAGAAAAACAGCCAUGGGCCGACCCGGAACUCACUAGUGAGGAAAAAUGUGGCUUCAUUGAUGAAGAUGAGCUGGCGGAGGAGACUGGUGACAUCACCCAGAGUUACGGAGCUUUUGGGGGUGCAGCCAAAACGUACGGUGCGACCACACAGGUGAAUGGAGGCUGGGCAACCGGCUGGGAGAAGACGGAGGAGUACGUUCAAGAGGAAGCACAGGAAGGAGGCUAUGGAUACAGGCAGGAAGAAGGGUAUUCUUAGGCCAAACACAAAGUUUUGUGAUACAUGAGUUGACUUUGUUUCCUGAGUGUGCAUCAGUUUUAGUCCUAAGAAUAUCAACAAAUGAGAAACAAGAGAAGCUACAAUCUAUUGUCUUAUUGUUUGCACAGAAAAACCCUAAAAAAUUAUCAAUUCAGUGUACAAAUUACUAAUAUAUAUAAGUACAUAUAUAUAAGAAGAAGAAUACAACAUUUGAUGACUAGAGGUGUAGCACAUAUCAAUUUGGCAGUAUGUAAAUGUACUAUUAUGCAUAUUAAUAAUAGAUAUUUAUUUGGAGUGCAAUUGUGUGUAAACUUGUACAUCUUCAUCCCAUCAGCUGAGGCUUUCUGACCACACUGAAGCCUGUAGGAUUACAUGAAAGCACACUGGUCAGCUAAACAUUUAGUGAACAACAUCCAAGAAGCCAGCCAUCUCAGUGUAGAAAUAUGUUAGUACAUAGCACUGUAAACAGGAAUUAAACUCUCUGUUGUUAUAGAUUGUACUGUAUCUCUUCUGAAAUGCGUGUCCUUGCAGUGCACCAAUAUUAUUUAUUUUCCUAUCACUGGCUUUUGGAUGUGAAUAACCUCUAGAUUAGAGAUUCAACAAGUAACAAAUUGAUUUUGAUGAAUGUUUUGGUAAAACAAGAGGUUACUGAAAUGUUUUUACUUGUCAAUUUGAUAACUGAGCACAUCUGCAGUUUACUGUUUGAUUUCUGCAAACCAUUGCAUCAUAAUGUGCUUUAUUCCAGUAAUUAUUCUGCCAAACCACAUCGAGUUGAACUAAUGCAUUCUUAAAGGAGUUUUUUCAAAUCAAACCUAUGAGACAGAAAUAUUAAAGAGUAAAUAUAUAUGAGUUUGAGGAUUAAAUAUGCACCACAUGGGACCAAGAUGUCAAAGGUCAAACUUGGCCUUAAAAUGGGUUUGUGCAAUGAAAAAGUAAAAAAAAAAGAGACCAAAAUCAGUAUGGAAAUGGUGAUAUUACACGGCCAAAAACCUCAAAUUAUUUCUUAAAAAUAAAACAUAAUAUUUAAUAAAGUAAAUAUGCAUAUAGUUGUUGAGCAGGUAGGUAACUUUAAAUGCAUAUUGUUAGGGUUCAUACUGAAAUAUAGCAGGACCCCAGAGACUAAAAUUUAAUGGAACCAUAAUAUUAAAGAUUCAUGACAUUCAGGGUAAUUUCUUGUAUUUUUUUUAUUCAGUUUUUAUAUUUCAAUAAAUGAAGGUAAAUAGGUUUCAUUAGCUAUUGGCAGAGAAUCCUUUCUUUACAAUAUAUGUAAUUAAAUAAGAGUAAAAUAUGGUUUAAAUGUCAUGCAAUGUAAUUUUGCACGUUAUUCAUCAUACAGUUUGAGGUCAGUUGGCACAAAUCUAAAUAUUCAUAUUUUUCCCAUCAUUUUUCCUCUUUUUUCAUCUUGUUGAAAGUAAACAAAAGUUGGAUGAGUUAAUAUCUUAAGAUUAAUACAGAAGUUAUGAACAUUCCUACACAAGUAUUUGGUAUUUGUUUACAUAUACACUUAAGACAUUUUACCAGAAUAAAAUAUUUUUAUUUAUAGAAUGAAUAUACAGUUGAAGUGGCAAUCACUGCUGUGUAAAAUUUAGUUCUUUUUUAAACUUCUGAUUGUUCUUUUUUUUUUUCCCCAUUAUUGAAUGGAAGUAAGAAUGGAGAUUUUAUGCUUCACUGACAGUUGUAAAACUAUUGCCUUUAUGUUUGCAAAUCUGGGGAGACGUUUUCUAUGGAGCCCUCCAGGUGGCAGGAGUCGGUAUGAAAACAUCAAUCUAGUCUGUCUCCUAAGAUAUAACAGAUGUGGAAAAUAUUUUUCUGCAGUUUAGGAGGUUAUGGCUAAAUUGUUUCUUCCAAGCUCAAUAACUUCUGAACAAGUUGUCAAACCAAGCACAAAGGCAGAGAAGUCAUAUUAUGAGUUGGAAGACAUUAAAUAAAGUGAACUCAAACUAGAAAUUAUACACGAGACCAAAAUUAUACAUGCAUGUGUGUUUCCAUACAUAAACCUCUGAUUACAAUUUACAAGUCUUGAAUAUCCGUUGCCUUUUUUUAAUGCUGGAGUUUAGGUUACUUUAAUUUUCCAGUGUAUGUCUACUCCUCCACUCUGCUGCAAUCCACAACCUACAGAUUACUAAACUGAGAGAACGUUUCAAGAGCUUUUUCUUUGUCUCUGUCUGGGCGCCAUAUAUUUCUCCCUGGAAAGAACAAACAACAUGCAUUACAAUCACCUUUUAUUUUCCUUCUACAUUUUCACUGAUAACGUCUGAAUGGGGUCAACUUGAUUUGUUUUUGUCACUUAUUUGUGAAGACCUCUUGUCAGCACAAAGUAGAUGUGUGUGGAUGUGUAUUUAUGCAUGGAACAAAGUGAAAUUUGUACAUAUUUGUAUGUCCAUUUGUCUCUGUUUCUUUUAAACUUGUCUUUGUCUCAGAAACUGUUACUGAUGCUUCGAUUUCUUUGCACAAUUAACCAAAGGUACAUUAAAAAAAAGAAAACAACAAAAUGAAGCUUUAUUUCAGCUAAAAGUCUAAUGUUUCAAGGUAGAACAGGCCGUCAAUAAUGAGGCUCCACCACAGUUAGCCAGUAGUGUGCAGGUGAUACCAAACACCCCUCAGUGUACAAAGCAAUAAAUUCAUAGUAACAGCUCUGAUCAAAUGUCACAGACAGUUAUGAUUUUGCAUAUUUUUUAUGCAUUUCUUUAGAAGUCGUGUUUUUAAAUGUAGAAAAGAAACACUUGUAAAGAAAAUCUAUGUGUAUAAAUAUAUAGUUGUAGAGUCCAACACAAACAGCUUUGAUGAGAAAAAGUCAAUGCGUUUGUGAACGGGCUGCUCACCAGAUGAGAAUGAUAACAAAGAGCUCCACCUGAGAGGUGGGCGCUCUUCUUCUUGUUUCUGAUUUUUUGCUUUGGUGUCGUCCACACUGAAUGUGUUGCUGUGCUGCUGUUCUUCCUCUCUGUUUCACUCGUUCUCUCUCUUUCUCUUUCACUCUCUUUCUCUCUCUGCUCACCUCCCCGAUUUUCCUCUGCAUUUAGUUUGAUUAGUGUCUUUGAUUCAGUAGACGGACUCUCCCUCCAUCAAACCCCAUGUGCAUUCCUUCCCUUGUACAGCAUUUCACUGUCACUAUGUUCACUGACAUUGCAGCUGAAGUCUAAACAUGCAAGUUUUGACAAAAACGACAAAUGUGCAACAUGAAAUAGUGAGACGUUUCCUGUUUUGUGCCUCAAAGUUACUGCGUGAUUAUAUGCUUCUGUUGGUUUGUAAAUUGAGAGGUUUGUAGAUGUCAAAAUGAAAUAAUAUAUUUCCUUUUUUGCUAUAAAAAAGUAAACAAACCUGUGUUUGCUUGGAGUAUCUGUGUCAACAAGUGCAGUAAGUGCAGCUGCUUUGUGGUUUACGUUUAAGUUUAUUUUAUGGUCAUGUUUAGACAACCCACUUAUUUACACAUUGGCAAUUACAGAGUUACAAUAUGAAUAAUUUGGACUGCAAAUCCAAUAUUCACUUCCCACUUUAAUCUAUUCUUUUCCUGAGGGAACUGUCUACCUCCUUAGCUACUAAAUAUUUCAGUGCCAAAUGGAGUCAAUGAAAAACCCAGUUAGCACCAUUGCAAGAAGCUUCAAUCCACAGAACAAUUAGUCAAAGCUUAUUACCUAGAUGCAACAUUAGCUGUUUUCUGUGUUUUUCAUUCAUGAUGGCAAUAAAUGCCCUAAAACCAAAGGACAUGCUUAAUAAAUUCAUAAAGUGUGUUCCUAUUGUAUUUCUGCAGACAACUGCUUGACAACACCUAAAAUAUGAUGAAACAAUAAUCAACCCUCCUAUUGAGUAAAAUGAUGUGGAAAUAUCAUUAGGUGAGGAUCUCUGUCAGUCUGAGCAGAUCCAGAGGCUACAGGAAGUGCACAGUUAAUGGCUGCCCUCCUUCUCCGUCUGUGAAAUCAAUAAGGUCGGUCCCCAGUGUUCGGCUGGACCUAUUGACCACUCCAAGUUCUUAAUGGAGAUGAGAGGAAGGGGGAGCACUUACUGAGCUAUUUGGAUGUGUUGUGAUUUGUGAUCUGGCAGCAAACUAUGCCUACAAAUCUCAUACAUGUUGUGGACAAUCAGAAAUAUCACAGCAAAAGAGAUCUUUAAACUGAGCAUGCCUACAAAUAUGCAGUUUUAAAUUAUUUUUGAUAGAAAUAGAGUAAUAAGUGCAGAAAGGAAAUAUUUCUCUUCCCAGUGUCACUCUCUAGCUUGCUUUGAAGGGAUCCAAAGGUGUUUACAGACGAGAAAGAUAUACAGUCCCUCUAGUGCAUUCUGCUCCAACGCUCCUUAAUCAAACACCUGAUUACCUUCUUGGCAUGUCAGCAAGUUUUGUAACAGUCUGGUCACUAAACAUUUAUGUGAUUCAGGUGUAUUGGAGCAGAGAUGCAUCCAAAAGUUGCAGGACAGUGGGAUUUGAGAACUGGGGAUGUAACUCCCAGGUCUAGCGAGCUUUGAGUCCAAUCCAUGGUCUCCUUUUUUAUGUCCAAAAAACCUCUAAAGGAAGAUUUCCAGAUUGGAUGCCCAAUACCACUUUAACUGACUACUUAUAAUAUGAAUGUGCAGUGGUUCUCUUCCCAUCAACACACUAACUUAAAAGUAGAGACAAACAUCAUAAAGUACACAUUUCAGAACCUUGGUGAAAAGGAGAGGUUAAAGUACUAUUAUUGUCCUAGAGACUUUCUUGAUUUGGUUUUCUGGAAAAGAUGUUUGUAAAAAAAACAACAAUAAAAAAAAAAAACUAGUUUGUUAGGUGAAGGCUGUGGUAAAAUGUGGCUCAAGAACUCAGAUAUCAAUAAUGCACAACCACAGAAAACAUGGUAUCUUGUCCUGGGGGAGAAAAAUCUAACCUUGGUUGAAUGGCCCAAGAAACAUGACAUUCUGGCUCUCUGCAGAUAUAAGAUCUUUAGUUUCCUAUUUAUAUGAAGCUGCAUUAAGUAGCUUUACAUGUUUUACCAUCGACAUACAUCUCUUCAAACAUUGUAUUUCUGCCACAUUUGUCAUUAACCGCCGGACACAUUACAUAAAGCUCAACCUUAGUAACCUAUUGCAGGAUAAACUUGUUUUAAUAAGGAGAAACAAUGUGUCGUUUUAGAGUGCUGAGCACAAUUAACUGUAAUUUAUGUGUUUAGAAAGACAGAAAUUACAAAUGUAAUUUGAAUUCUUACAUUCAGCGCUUAAGGAAUAUAAUUCAGACCACAGGCAUGAAUCCUAACAACACUGACGCCAAACAACUCUGCAGGAUCUUUGUAAAGCCUCAAGGUGACUCAGAGAUCAGAUUGAUGCACAACAUCUGAAUCACGUAAUAUUAAAAACAUGCUCCUUAUGUCUGUUUUAAGCUAUGUGUGUGUACGCAUGUGUGUGCUUUAUUGUGACACUUUUCCUGUCUCAGUUCACUGCAUGAGUUAAUUUGACAAGCUCAAUAAACGUGUCACCACUCUGCCCUAAACUGUUUUCUCACAGUCAACCAGCCUUAUCCGUCAUGCUGUCCCAUUACAUUUGGGUGGAGGUGACCCAUAAAUGUUUGUGGCCAUCAACUCACCAAUAAGUUACAUUAAAACACACAACAGAAAUGUUUGGGGGGGGAAGAGACAAUCUAUUGCAACUGGAUGUGAUGAAACCGAGACUCUAAAUUAUGAAAAAUAUGGCAUGUGGCUGUGUCUGUCCCAAUUCGAGAGAAUGAGUUAACAUAUGUUGAGCCAUUUUAAUGAUUGUUCAAGAGAGGGUAGGGGCAGGUGCUGUUUUGGCCUCACGGGAUUUGGAGAAUGAGAAGGGAAGGAGGGGAUUGAGGAAAGUGGAACCUGAUGCCAAAAUCACCCUUUAAUGACAGGAGGCGGGGGUUCACGACGUCAUGCUCGACCUCCUGAGGUUCAGUGUAUCUGAUAAAUAAAGCUCUGAUUUGCACGGCGUCAUUCCAGCAACUCUAAGCAGGUUGCAAAAUGAUGACAAACAUUUCUCUUGAUUACAUGUCAAAUUCGGAUAUUUUGCUACUUUUCACAGCUCCUAAGACCCUCAGGUGUUACUAAUGCAAUCUUCCUACUUCUCAAUGAAAAGAGAGUUUUACUGUUUAUGUUUAAGAUCUCUAAUGCAACUUAUACUGCGUUGUAUGGUCACACACACCCGCAUGUGAGCUGUCCAAAGUGCUCAGAAAGGAAUGACUGCGUAACACCAUCCCAGGCGUGUUCCGAGAGUUACACAAAGACGUGGAGAAUCCGGACAGAACUCAACUUACCACCACAGGAUUGAAACAUUGAGAAUAUUCCUAUCUAGAAAAUGCACUUCUAAGCUCAUUCAGGAUAACAGUUGCCCCCGCUCUGGAUCAGUGACAAUUGGUUGAAAGAAAAGAGAUCAGUUCCUCCUCCCGUAUGAGACAGGAAACACAAUAGGCUGCACAUCCCAGCCUUCAGUGCCGUAGCCAUACAGCUGGUAUAUAUUUAGCUAGCCCCCAAUAUCAAACGCUCUCUCCCACCACCUCCUUCAUCUGCUCUGCUCAUGUGAUUUCCACCAUCAUGUCAGGAAAUGCGUCAUCGGUUCGUCAAGGGGGGAGCCUCUGGGGCGAGGCACUCUAAUAUUAGGAAUUCAAACACACUCCAUCUUAAACCAAAUAGUAUGAUGCAAGAUCAUGAGCAAAUACCUGAGAAAUAUAAAUGCAGCGCAAAUAGUCUUUCUCUUGCAUUGCUUUAGACAAUUAGGGUCAUUUGUUUUUCAUGAACACCAACCUUCUUCUUUGCUUUCAUAGACUUCUCUUGUUUUCGUUUUAUUGUUACACAUAACAAACAGAGAGAAAAUGGCAAAGUUUCACCAAUUCCACCACAAAAACCUAGAAUAAAUUGUUAAGUCAAUAAAGCUCUUGUGUUAUGACCCUAAGCAGGUUGUUCCUGAGGCAGAAUUAAAAAAAAGUGUAAAACAAUAUGCUGAAAAUCAUCCACUGUGACUAAUUACCGAGGAUGACAUAACCAAUUAUUAGGUUGAGGUGAAAAUAGGUUUUCUAUGAAAUUCAUUUUGUUACUUACAUAUCUUUAUUUGAUAUGAAAUUGUGUGUGAUAAUCUGAAACACUUAAGGAUGAUUAAAAGGAAAGCAAAAUUAAAGUAAAUCUGUAAAUUAAUUUUAUGAACUGUGUAUAACAAUGUGUCUGUUGAAAUGGCUUUAUUUUUAUUCACAAUGUGCAGACAAGCAGUGUUAUGUUUUGAGAAAAAUAAAACAAAAAAACAUGGAUUAAAAUUAUUAAAGACA